Messenger RNA from Procambarus clarkii (red swamp crayfish), 640 nucleotides. Its product is annotated as cuticle protein AM1159-like. Gene Ontology annotation, molecular function: structural constituent of chitin-based larval cuticle. NCBI's taxonomy places the organism in Eukaryota, Metazoa, Arthropoda, Malacostraca, Decapoda, Cambaridae. Gene Ontology annotation, cellular component: chitin-based extracellular matrix. The record is from RefSeq and is a predicted model, not a curated record.
AAUUGGCUGGCCCUCUGUCUCUUGUCCAGUUGUGUGACAGAGGAAAUAUGUUAAAAAAAAAAACCGGUUCGAAGCGUGAAGAGGUGAGGUCGAGUUUCCCGCCCUCUCGCCCUUGUGUUCAGUCACUGGUGGCGGUAUAUAUAGCUCGUCCCGGGCAGCUGGGAGGUAUCCUCAGCUGGUCCUCACACCGACAACAUGAAGCUUACACUCCUGAUCAGCCUGGUGGUCGUGGCCGCUGCCGCUCCUCAGCAAUCAGAAAAAGACGCUGUAAUCGUGUUGGACGAGCGAAGUGACUCCGGAGACGGAAACUUCUAUUACAACUUUGAAACCAGCAACGGAAUAGCCGCCCAGAAGACCGGAACCCCGGGCUCCGAGGGCCAGAGCAACAUGCAGGGCUCCUUCAGGUUCAAACUCCCCGACGGGACCGUCGCUGAGGUCCGCUACGUCGCCGACGAGCUCGGCUACCGCGCCGAGUCUCCACUGAUCCCCACGCCCCACCCUCUCCCCGCCCACGCCAUCGAGCAGAUCCGCGUCGCUGAAGAACAACGCCGCCAGGGCAUCACCUUCGAUAAAUAAACACGAGGACGACCUUCCUGUUGACAUACUUUUGUUAUUUUUAAAACUUGACUUCCCGAACGUU